UAUCAUGUUUGGCCUGGACAGUGGGUCCAGCGUUCAAUAAUCCGUGGCCGAAUAUACCUUUCUCUGCUCCGCAAAAUCCUAUUUUUCCAUGUUCCCAGUAACAUAAUAAUCCCAGGAUUGCUCGUGUGAUCUUAACUUCUAGUCUGUUUCUCUCUCGAAACCUACAGUAUGGAAGUAGUCGAGUUUGUGCUAUUGGGGAUUGUUGCUUUUUCUGCGAUUGUGGUUUCGAUUAUCCACUGGGUUGAAGUACUUGAUGAGAAGGUGAAAAAAAUUGGUAAUGAACAAAGUCCUACAAAAGAGGUGGAAAUUCAUGGUUCUGUAAGCAACAAAAGAGUUGGGUCGGUUGUUACAGAAUCUUUGCAACAAGAACAUAAUAGAAGUGUCGGCGGCGGCGGUAAUUGUGAGGUUGAAACCCCUGAGAUUUCUGCGGGGGAAAGGUCCCUACAAAUCGAAGAACCAGUACAACAAGUUACAAAUUGUUCCGACAAAGUUGGGGUUUCGGAGAUUACAACUGAAGACAGUAAGAUCAAAGGGAACGAGAUUCAUACUCCGAGGAAUAAUAAUGAAGAGGAAGAGAGAUUCCUUGAUGAUUGGGAGGGGGUAGAGAGAACAGAAUUGGAGAAGAGAUUUGGUGAUGCAGUGGUUUUUGUUGGUUCUAAAAAUAAUGCCGUUCGAAUUGACCAUGAUUUGAAGCUGCAAUUAUAUGGUCUUCAUAAGAUUGCUCUUGAAGGGCCUUGUCGUGCACCACAGCCAAUGUCAUUGAAGGUUUCUGCUCGCGCAAAGUGGAAUGCUUGGCAGAGUUUAGGAAACAUGAAUCGGGAGUUGGCAAUGGAGCAGUACGUUAUGCUUCUUUCAAGGUCGAUUCCUGGAUGGAAGGGCGAAGGAAGAACACCUGCUUCUCAAGAUGCAGGAACUUCUGAUGAUCUCGCUUCCCAUGGCCAAAAUAACUAUGAAGAAUAGUUGCUCGAAGCAUAAUAUGCUGGUUGCUGUCGACUUGACAGUGUUGUUUAAAGAUUCAAGCUUGGGUACUAGGAUUUAAUACGAUAAUGAAUGUAAAUGUAUAUGCUCCUGAAGUCUGACAUUCUAUAUUAUUACUAUUAGGAUUAGAUUAGUAUUCAGAUUUUUUUCUUUCUCCAGAAAGAAGGAUUCAUUUCGGAUCCCAAUUAUUGCAUUAGAGUUGAUAGUUUUCCCAUUUUGCCCUGGUUUGAAAUUGAAAUGUGCGAUUUGUCCAUCCAAA
This is a messenger RNA of Olea europaea var. sylvestris, 1237 nucleotides long. Its product is annotated as acyl-CoA-binding domain-containing protein 3-like. The record is from RefSeq and is a predicted model, not a curated record. NCBI's taxonomy places the organism in Eukaryota, Viridiplantae, Streptophyta, Magnoliopsida, Lamiales, Oleaceae. Bases 169 to 960 code for a protein of 263 amino acids. The transcript has 4 exons. Gene Ontology annotation, biological process: fatty acid metabolic process. Gene Ontology annotation, molecular function: fatty-acyl-CoA binding.